Trichoplusia ni (cabbage looper) is the source of this 3064-nucleotide messenger RNA. RefSeq lists its product as uncharacterized. NCBI's taxonomy places the organism in Eukaryota, Metazoa, Arthropoda, Insecta, Lepidoptera, Noctuidae. The record is from RefSeq and is a predicted model, not a curated record. The transcript has 10 exons. Bases 94 to 2253 code for a protein of 719 amino acids.
GCAAAAAAAAUAAACAAUAUGACAAUGUCACAAAUCAGAUAGGGUUGUUUAUACAAAAUAAUUAUUAAGAAUUAAGUAUAUUAAUUAUUUACGAUGAGUAAAGGUGAAAAAGUACCGAAAAUCCCAAUUGUAGACUUGUCCAGGUUUUGUAGAAGUUCUUUUACAGUGACUUUUGUAGUUGAAGUUGUUGGUAUCGAAGUUUGGCAUGAUUGUAAUGAGGGUUGGCUGGAGCUGGGACCUGUUCUCACUGGAUUCAAAAUAAACUAUCAGCUUUAUCCCGGACAAAGUUUCGAUAUAGAUAUUCUGAUAUGGCCACAUACAGCCAAGGUGUAUUUUGGAACCAACUAUGGUUGGGUUCGAACUUGGCAAUUUUUGGAAAGAAGAUGGUUAGCUUUCUCGAUACGACAUUGGUUUCCUGUACGAGUGACUGACUUACGACACUACGUUGCCACUGUGACUCCACAUGCAGGAUUACUGACCCUUAGUGCCCAUGCGAAAACCGACAGAUCCACUGAUGUAUUUCUUCCUUCUCUGACGUUUGGGCAACGUCGGCAAUUCGCUCCUGUUUUGGAACCGGACGACAAGACUUCGCACGAGUUUAUCACAGAAUUGAUUUGGAGAUGCGUCGUCUAUCACAUACCAAUGAUGUAUGCAGAUCUACUGUUUGACACGCCAUAUCCAGUUGCAGAAAUUAGACACCAAGAUGCAGCACUAUACCACGUACGGGAUGCAGUUUUGCAUCGCGCAGAAAGAGACGAAGCACACGCGCAUGAAAUUGAAGAGAAACAUAAAACUAAAAGCGAAUCAAAAUUAAGAGAUAAGAAAAAACUUCAGGAAGCCCAGAAACUUAAAUACGAAAUUAAGUUAUCCGGGGAUACACUGCUAGCUGGUAUUGGACGAAUAACUCCAUUUGAACUCUAUGGAGAUAGGCCUGCAGAUCAAGGAGAAGUUAUAGCUCUGAUAAGUAGCACCAAUGUGCCAGCUCAAGAUGAUCUGCCAGUUUUUUUUGUCAACGUUGGACUUCUCUCAGAUUUUCCAGUAGAAAAUUUCAAGAAAAACGGAAUAACUCAUCUUUACACGAGGUGGACAUUGAGUGAUGAAGAACAUAGCUCUGAACAUAUACCUAUAUCACCGCCCAAAACAGAAAUGAACUUUCACGAUCAUCAUUCAAUACCAAUGCCGGUUAUUAUAGCGUCGGAUGUCAUGGCUUUAUUUACUGAUGAUCCGUUUGAGAUUGAGGUACGUGGAAUUAGAACACCACCCCCAUUAUAUAAUAAACCAAACUUUUUCGGUUAUGAAAACAGAGAUCGUGAUUUUGGUAUGUCUGUGCCACCUCCUUUACCUAAUCAGGAUACAGACGUUCUUAUUGCAAUAGCGAAGAUUGACGCUAAAGCAUUAUCAAAAAUAAAUGGGUCCGCUUGUGGAGAAUAUCCAUUAUAUCCCCCGAAACAAUCAUACGUAAAAUUAGAACGUGAAGGGAUUUGUACCAAUGACAUAAAUGCAGUAAGAGCUCAGGUUUUUCCGGAAUUGUUUAUACAACCGGGCAAUAUCUUACAAGCACAGAUGACUUUAGAAGUGUCGCUAGGACUGGUUGGUUGUAAGCCCCAAAAUGUCCAUCAGCGAUAUUCUAGAUUAUUUUGUCUCAUAAGCAAUCAAGAAGCAAUAAUGACCAUUUUACGACUGAUUACACAAAUAAACGAAUCCGUUAUGCUAACGGGUAACACAGAGUGUUUGUUGACUGGAUUCGGAUUAGAUACAGGCGAUACUGUCAUGUUGUAUGUGGAAGGACCAAAAGACGGACGAAUUUUAAAAGUCUGGGAACUGACUGAAGAUUUUUAUCCAGGCGUAAAGCCUAUUUUUUGUACUGCAGCCAAAUAUCCUUGUCGUUUGUAUCCUGAGUUACUAUUGGCUGCUAUGCCCUUUAAUAUUUUAAAGAUGUUUGUGCCGCUUGCUGUGAUAUUAUCUUUGGCACCAAUAUACGCCCGCCCAGCUCUACCGUUACCUACUCGUUCUGCUGUACUGAAACUUGCACGUUUGAUUGCGGGCAAGUUUCGGGACGUUCCGUAUCAUCAGGACAUGCCAACAGGGAUGGAAUUGAAAAGUUUUCGGCUUGAACUGUGUGUCGCACCUCGACCCCCUCCUGUGCCCAUCCCCGAGAUACCGUCAUCGAAACAACUACAAAGUAAUGAUCAGCCAAAAGCAGGGUCAAGUGCGACAAGAAUUAAUUGGGAAACUAAAGACGUACAAAAAUAGAUUUUUCUUUCGUUACUACUAUUUUUUGUUACAAAUAUAUAUGUACAUUUACUGUUUACUACUUAUUCUUCUGUUUUCUUUGGCAUUAGGAUGACGUGAACGGAGAAUGAUAAUUGGAAAGUUACGUUAUCCAGUAGCCACUUAUUUUAAUGGUUUUUUGCUACGAAAAUCAGAGCAGUGAUAACCAGACCAGUCCAUUAAUGUCUAUUUAACCACUUUUGCGUAUUACAAGUAACUAUCAUUACCUAAAAACGCUGAAAAAAUUAAUCGUAAGAUACCUUCCUGGCCCCGCUAUGUACAAUUGCCGUAUUGUCCUAUACAUUUCAUUCAUCGGUAAUUAUUAAUAGUGGAAUACGGGCCCUGUACCAACCAGGGUCCCUAGACCUAAUAACACAACAGUAACUCAUGGGUUUUAAUUGUGCUCAAGUCACUGAUCCUAUGCGAGGAUUGAACCCACGAUACGUCACUGUGGGCUGAACGUACCUACUUUCACCACGCAGUCCGUGCAGUCAAAUUGUUUUAACUAUUGUUCCUAGCCUUACAUUAAUUAAAAACAUAUUAAGUUACGUCACUCAACAAUAUGAACUCCACAAUUGUUUAAGUUUGGUUGUGUAAGUAAAGUUUGUAGUUACGCGACUUCUCGGCUUCUAAACCAGGUAAGGAGCUUAGUACGAUGGUUUGGUUUAAAUGUGAACAAGUCCACGUAAAUUCAGUUGACGUAAUAUUUCAUAGCACUCUUGUACAUCUUCUGUUGGUCGUUUUUUAUAUUUUGUUUAUACUAAAGCCUAAACUUGUAAUGCCACACGCGACA